GUGGGGAAAAAAAAAACCCCCCAAAUAUAAACUUAUUAUAAGCCCUGCUAGCUAGCUCUGCUCUUAUACUCUCAGUUUUGCUCAUAACUGAAAUACAAGUAAACCCAAAGGUUGUGCACACUGCUUGUCAAUGGCGUCCGGAAGCUUUUUGUUUGCUGGUUCCGAUGCCGAAACAAGUAGCAGAGGGCUGGGAAGCGGUACCACGCUGCUCUGCACUCCGCUGAUGGGGACGACGGUGGAUGAAAUGCUGAUUGAGAUGGGAAAAGCCAAGGAAAUUGGUGCUGACGUUGUGGAGAUAAGACUGGACUGUCUCCGAGAAUUCAGUCCCCACCAAGACCUCGAAAUUCUAAUUCGAAAGUCUCCUUUGCCUACCCUCGUCAGUUACAGGCCAAUUUGGGAAGGGGGUCAAUACGAAGGUGAUGAGAAGAAGCGGCAAGAUGCACUUCGUCUGGCCAUGGAAUUCGGUGCUCAUUACAUUGAUGUCGAGCUUAAGGUUGCUGAUGAGUUCACCAAUUCAAUUUUUGGAAAGAAGCCGGAAAAGUUCAAAGUCAUCGUUUCUUCUCAUAACUUUCACAAUACACCAUCAACCGAGGAUAUUGGCAAUCUUGUCGCAAGAAUGCAAGCUGCUGGAGCUGAUAUAGUCAAGAUUGUAACAACUGCCCUUGACAUCACCGAUGUGGCACGUGUUUUCCAAAUCACCGUGCAUUCUCAAAUCCCAAUAAUAGGAAUUGUUAUGGGUGAGAGGGGUUUGAUUUCUAGGCUGCUAAGCCCCAAAUUCAAUGGAUAUCUGACUUAUGGUGCACUUGAGGCUGGUGCCAUAUCAGCUCCCGGGCAAACAACUGCAAAGGAUUUGUUAGACUUGUACAACUUCAGACUUAUCAAGCCAGAUACCAAAGUUUAUGGCAUCAUUGGGAAGCCAGUUGGUCACAGCAAGAGCCCUCUUUUGUUCAACGAAGCAUUUAAGAAAGUUGGUUUGAACUCGGUUUAUGUCCAUUUGCUGGUGGAUGAUGUGAAGAGGUUCUUCAACACCUAUUCAUCUGUUGAUUUUGCUGGAUUCAGUUGUACAAUUCCUCACAAGGAAGUUGCACUUGAAUGCAUGGAUGAAAUUGACCCGAUUGCCAAGAAAAUUGGAGCUAUUAAUAACAUUGUCAGAAGACCAGACGGUACUUUGAAGUCUUACAACACGGACUAUAUUGGUGCCAUUUCUGCAAUUGAAGAUGGGCUACGAGAGUCAAAUGUUUCAAUCCCUGCAGUUGGUUCACCCUUAGCUGGUAAAUUGUUUGUCGUCUUGGGAGCUGGAGGUGCUGGUAAGUCACUUGCAUAUGGUGCACAGCAAAAGGGAGCAAGAGUUGUUGUUGCAAAUCGCACAUUUGAACGAGCCAAGGAACUGGCUGAAAAAGUUGGCGGGAAAGCCUUGACUCUUGAAGAAGUGAAUGAUUUCCAUCCCGAAGAAGGAAUGAUUCUUGCAAAUACUACAUCUGUAGGGAUGAAACCCAAUAUCAACUCAACCCCAAUAUCCAAGGAAGCCCUUAAGCAUUAUGACCUAGUUUUCGACGCGAUUUACACGCCAAAAGAUACCAGGCUCUUGCGAGAGGCGAGAGAGUUUGGAAAGAUAAUUGUUUACGGAACAGAAAUGUUGAUCCGGCAGGGAUUUGAGCAAUACAAAAACUUCACAGGUUUGCCAGCUCCCGAAGACCUAUUUAGGGAACUCAUGUCAAGGCACGCGUAAGGAGGAUUUCGUAUGCAAGAGUGUAGCUGAAACUGUGCUUCUCUGUUUUCAAAUCCGAAUCUUGUGAUUUGUACUUCUGAAUGAGAAUAAGUUUGUGAUGUCCUUUUAUUGGGAAGACUUAAAACAUCGAUCAUGAAAACUUUAAAGAGUC
This is a messenger RNA of Rhododendron vialii, 1880 nucleotides long. Its product is annotated as bifunctional 3-dehydroquinate dehydratase/shikimate dehydrogenase, chloroplastic-like. Lineage: Eukaryota; Viridiplantae; Streptophyta; Magnoliopsida; Ericales; Ericaceae. The record is from RefSeq and is a predicted model, not a curated record. The transcript is spliced from 11 exons. The coding region runs from base 131 to 1729 and encodes 532 amino acids. Gene Ontology annotation, molecular function: NADP binding; shikimate 3-dehydrogenase (NADP+) activity; 3-dehydroquinate dehydratase activity. Gene Ontology annotation, biological process: chorismate biosynthetic process; shikimate metabolic process.